AUGAAUCAUCCAGCUUAUGUAUACCAGCCACAAGAACAGCAUCCAAGCUAUCCACCGCCUCCCCCUCAGCCGCCGCGACCGCAUGAAACCACGGCACCAGGAUACGACACUCCGGGACCCCCCCUCCCACAGAGGCACAAUGCCCAAGGAAGUUUAGAUCUUGAAGCCCAAACGACAUCUUAUCCACCGCCGCCUGUGUACAACCCGGCGUCGUACGCACCCAGUCAGCAACACCAAUUCCAACCGCCGCCCCAGCGCUACAAACAAAUAUUCGCCGCUGACGAUGACCCUUCCAGCCUGGUCCAUUAUAUCCGCGAUCCUCAGAAACUCAUAGGAUACCUGGUCCCUUUUCCACGUCCGGUGCUUCCCAAUGUUGAUCCAGAAAGUAUUCCAGCUCGUUUUGUGAUCUACACGCCGCCCCCACCUCCAUUGCAAAAACCGGCCGAGGGAGUGAAGGAAGGCAAACUGCACAAAGUCCAGCGGAAAUGGCAAGAAGAAGUCCGUUCCGCAAAGAGCAGCACGGCCAAAACUGCCAGCUGGAAAGGUGCCAAAUCUAAAGCGACGCGCGGGAUCGAUUGGGCUAUACACAAAACCACAACCUCAAACUUAGAUUUCUUGGGUCGUGUGUCUCCCGGUCCACAGAAAUCACAUUCCGAUGACGAGAGAGACCACCAAGACUCCGAAACACACAAGACGGUAACGGUUGAGGAAAUGGUCCUCAUUUACCCACCCACCCUCAACCUCACUGACCAACAGAUGCGUGAGGAGUUCGUGAACACAAUGCUGCGUACCAAAUCCAAGGCGCAGAGAGAUACUAUUAUUGCGACAGGCCUCAUGCCGGUGGCUUACGGUAUCGAUAUCCUCGCUACAUUCAUCUGGCCGUUCGGCGGACUGGGUGAGAUCGACACUGUUUGGGCAUACGCGAGCUUCCGUGGCGCAAAGACUGCAAGAUCCGUGACGAAGAGGCUGGCUAGCUCCACUCAAUCGUCGCCCAACCAUGAAGACGAAUCUCACAAGCUGAAACUCACAUUUACACACUCCAAGCGUCUGGACGUCCUUCGCAGAUAUCUCGAUGCGGAAUGCCACAAGGCUGAUUCCAAGCUUUUCCCGCACUAUGAGCAUUCUCCCACGGAAAGUGAAGUGUUGGAGGCAAUAGGAUGGACUCCCAGUCGUGAUAUUGAGGAGAAAAAUUGGGAGGAUGAACAUUGGGAAAUCCAGGAGGUCAAGGAAGACUUGAGGACCGUAUUCAAGAAAGCAGCGAGUGAGUGGAGGAAGUGGUGCCGGCUGCUGGAGAAGAAGUAA
This is a messenger RNA of Fonsecaea pedrosoi CBS 271.37, 1302 nucleotides long. RefSeq lists its product as uncharacterized. NCBI's taxonomy places the organism in Eukaryota, Fungi, Ascomycota, Eurotiomycetes, Chaetothyriales, Herpotrichiellaceae. The record is from RefSeq and is a predicted model, not a curated record. The transcript has a single exon. Bases 1 to 1302 code for a protein of 433 amino acids.